AGCACAGUGGAGUCUCCUCUGCUCAGUCUCAGCCACAGCAGAUUCUGCGGCCUCCAUUUUAACUCCGACACCGAGUCGCACCUCACGUGUCCUGGGCCGUCUCUCUCACAUGACCCCAGUGUUUGUUCCCGUGAUCAGCACUCCCAUCUCCGUCUGUGACAGCGAAUAUCACUUUUUAUUUUCACCCUGAUGGAUAUGCUCGAACAAAGUCUGGACACUGCAAGCCAAGAAAAGCAAGAAGAAGAGGUUGUCCAGACAUCUGAGGCAGGAGAAGAGCAGACGGCUGUAACAAUAGCCAGUGUUCAACAGGCUGCAGCAUUCGGAGACCAGAACAUCCAAUAUCAGUUCCGCACAGAGGGGGGGCAGGUGACGUACCGGGUUGUUCAGGUGACUGACCAGCACGUUGAUGGAAGAGAUGAUUCAGGAGGAGCGGUGAGCGUGGUCUCCACUGCCGCUUUUGCUGGGGCGCCUCAGGCUGUGGCUCAGGCUGUGAUCCAAAACCCUUUCAGUAAUGGAGGAAGCCCAGCAGGAGAGGCAGUGGGAGGGGAGACCCGCUUCGCUUACUUUCCUGCAACCGCGGUGAGCGACGGGACUGUGUCGGUGCAGGCCGCAGCAGAUCCAACCCUCACACAGGCAGGGGGUCAGUUUUAUGUGAUGAUGACGCCCCCUGAUGUCAUUCAGACCGGCACACAGCGAACCAUCGCCCCACGCGCGCAGUCCUACCCUACAGAUGAAAACGAGCUGCUGCAACAUGAAGGUUUAAACUGGAAAAUGGAUGGACCUCGAACGCCGCGAGAUGAAAGAAGACGAGCUCAACAUAAUGAAGUUGAAAGGCGACGAAGAGACAAAAUCAAUAACUGGAUCGUCACGCUUUCCAAGAUGAUACCUGACUGCACUAUGGACAGCACCAAGACUGGAGCAAGCAAAGGAGGCAUCCUCUCAAAAGCUUGUGACUACAUCCGUGACCUCAGGCAAAGCAACCAGCGAAUGCAGGAGAGUCUGAAGGAAGUGGAGAGGAUACAAGUGGACAACGAGUUGUGCAGGCAGCAGAUCGAGGAGCUGAAAAAUGAGAACGCGUUACUCCGAGCUCAGCUCCAGCAGCACGGCAUCGAGAUGGUCGGAGAGACGCCACCGCAGUAACGGCGAGCGAAAGCAUCAGGAAGGAGCACCAACCACUUAAAGUGUGUCACUGAUGCUGUAGGGGAGGCGGACAAAAGCAGACGAGCUGAUUGGAAAAAGACUUGUGGAGAAUCACUCUGUUUUUAGUGAUUGCCUCCUUCUCCAGCUUCCGGGUCACGAACCCUUCACCAGCCAUUUGUGGCUGCACUUGACUGUUCCGGUCCUAUCGAGAUAACCACCCAUUGCAGCUCAGUAGAAGUGUACUCCAAGAACAUGUCCCCUCACCUCUGUCGGAGUGCUGUACCAGCACUAGCUAUGAAGCAGGACCUCUGCUGCACUUCUCCUGUGAUUAGUAUUUAUGUAGCCUCACUAAUGGACUAUGAGUUUUGUUUUGUUCCUUGUGAGUUUCCGUUCUUCCCCCAUUCUUAAUUUUGUCAUAGUUCUUGCUUUUAUCCUGCUUGUGUUUUUGAGUUCUGUAUUAAGUUGUUUUUAGCAUAUAAUUUAUUAGUCUGCUUGCUGACAGAAGACUUGAAGGAGACCAGUUACGCUGAACAUCCCCCACCCCACCUCAGAGGAGCAGUCUGAUUUUUUUAUUUUUUUUUUUUAAAGCCAGAAAACGUCAGUUGGCAUAAACACGAUUCUAGAGACAAGAAUAUUAUGACACGCUCAUUUUACCUACAUCCAAAGACAAAUGAGCAGCCGUGCGAUCCGACGCCUCCGGGCAGAUUUAUGUAAAUAUGACUUCUCAUGUUUUAAUACAGAUGUUACAGAAUGUUAGAGCGGAUUAUGUCUGGGAGUCAACAAUCAAUAACUCAUUAACUCCAUGCUGGUCCUUCGUCAUACUUAUUACCAUGAAGUGUGUGCAAUCUUGAAGCUUGAUUUGAGCUAUGAAAAAAAAUAAAAAAAGACCAGGGGCAUACUUGAAAUGUUGGGCAUUUGAGUGAUUGAAGAAAGGCAAAACAAAUCACUUGUAAAGUUCCGAUUGUUUAAAUGGUAUUUAAGUAAAAAUGACAACAGCAAAAUGGGUAGAUAAUUUCCAACUGAGCACUUUGGACUGUUAGCUGGAGAGCAAUGCAGUACAAACUAUUGCCAAACCAUUUUCCGGUACCGUGGGUUGGGUCUUUUUAUUUUUCAUUUUUAUUAGUUAUGAUUUAGCUGUUUCUCAACAUUGCAGGAAUAAUCCCCAUUUGCUUUACUGCAAGAUGUUUGCCCCUAUUUUGGUUUGCAACUCUUCAGAUGGAGCUCAACUUGCAGGGAGGGAGGCACCCUGGGGAGCAGCAUUAAAAGACUGCCUGCUAUAAAAAAAAAAGCAUACAGAAAUCAUGUUACUCUUUUUAGCUGAGCACAACUUGUUCUCUAAGAAAAACAACGAUUCAGCUGGAAACUCCCAUUUUCUGAACAAUAACUGGGAACAUCAACGAUUCUAGUCAAUAUUAACAUUGUUGACAAGUUUUCUUUUCUAAAUGAAUACACAUUAUUUUUUUUGUUGCUUUUUUUCUUGCUUACGGCAAUGGCAGUGAUAAUGGGGGAACAAAGCUAAGACUUGGAGCUGCUCAUUAAAGCGCCGUUUCUCCACCGGGUAUCAGCAUCUCAGGAUCCAGCAAAGCAAAACCAACACUGAAAUCCCUUGCAAAAAAAAAUAAAAUCAAGCAGCCGAAAUAUCGAAGACUUCAUAAGUUAACAGCUUGUGCUUUGAAAGUGCCGUUUUGCUGCAACUACUACUUACAAACCUGAUGGAGAUAGUGCAGGUGGCUCAUUUAUCAAACAAGGCUCUCAGCCAAAGUUGAAUGAUAGAUGUGGAGUAGGAUUUUUUUUUUCUUUUAAUGUAAGACCUCACUCAGAGUAGAGCAGAAAUGUAAAGAGCUAAAUAUUUCCUAUUGAAGGUGGAUCUUCACAAAUGAAAGGUUGUUUGUGUGUGAUUCUUUUUGAUUUUCUUUGCUUUUUUUAAUGGUAAGAGA
This is a messenger RNA of Cyprinodon variegatus (sheepshead minnow), 3077 nucleotides long. RefSeq names its product upstream transcription factor 2, c-fos interacting (gene usf2). Gene Ontology annotation, molecular function: protein dimerization activity; RNA polymerase II cis-regulatory region sequence-specific DNA binding; DNA-binding transcription factor activity, RNA polymerase II-specific. Lineage: Eukaryota; Metazoa; Chordata; Actinopteri; Cyprinodontiformes; Cyprinodontidae. Gene Ontology annotation, biological process: regulation of transcription by RNA polymerase II. The transcript has 11 exons. The record is from RefSeq and is a predicted model, not a curated record. Bases 190 to 1140 code for a protein of 316 amino acids.